Messenger RNA from Effrenium voratum, 1479 nucleotides. The record is from the annotation of a GenBank genome assembly. NCBI's taxonomy places the organism in Eukaryota, Dinophyceae, Suessiales, Symbiodiniaceae.
AUGCGGCAUUUGGGCCGGCUGUUGGCGCAAAGCGGGCAUCGGGAGAUUGGCUGGGAUCUGGCCCGCCACACGGUUUCGGCUGGAUGCAUGCGGCGGCUCAACUUCUUCGACCGGCAUGUGGUGAAGCAGGACGGAGACAGCGGCGAGGGGAGCGAUGUGCACCCGGGCAUCCAGAAGCUGAAAGUCUCCUGUGUGGCCGGAGGCGACUCCUUAUGGCUUGGUGAAGCACAAGGGGAGAUCAGGCGUUUGGAGGAGACGCACUUGUCACCCCCUUGCAGGGCUUUCGAGCAAAAACUACUGGGACUCUGUGCGGCCAAGGACUUGCUCUUCGCUCUGGGCACAGACUUCGCCCCAGGUGCACCUGCGCAGCCGGGCAUCGCCAAGUACAAGAUCAUCGAAGCGUCCGACUCUGAGCCGGCGGUUCUGAACAGCCACCGUGUCUUCCCUCGCGGCGAGGGCCAAGCGAGCUGCAUUGCUGCCUACUGCAGCGGACGCCGAGGCCUAGUUGCCGUGGGCACCGAUGCGGCGCUUCAGCUCUUUAGAGCCCAGGACAUCGUGCAGGAAAAGCCCUAUCCGGUGACAUUGACUUUGGAGGACGGCGCUGGGAACCAGGAGGUGACCUCCAUCGAGUUCCUGGAGCAGGGCUCGCGUGUCAUCCUCUUCGCUUGCACCCGCAAGAGCGUAUGCUCCUGGCGGGUCUGGGAUGGCAGCAACGUGGUGAAUCAGGAGAUCCGGCUCCUGAACUUGGAUGCGGCGGGUGGUGCCUCGCCCAGUUGUGCCCGCGCCUUUCCGGGCAUGAACGCGCUACUGGUGGCGAAAGCGGACGCCAUUUUCGCCUACGAUCCGGAAGAGGGCAAUAUGUCUGCCAUGCCCUUGGAUGGGGACAAGGUGCUGCUGGAGCGCUUCAAGUCCUACUUGGCAGUAGUGACCAGCGACACGAUGCCACCCUUUGCCACGGCGUCAUCCAUGCCCAAGCAGACGGUGACUGUGGUGCUGGCGCAGAAGGGCAUGCGAUUCAUUGCCUUUACCAGCCAAUUUACGGAUGUCACCCACGUGGUCUCAGCACAAGAACGAGUCUACCUGGUCUCCCGUGGCGGCGCCGAUGGCAAUACCGUGCUCUUUGAGCUCCGGGAGAAGCCGCUCGAAGAGCGGCUGGAUGUGCUCAAGAAGAAGCGCAUGUUUGAGUGGGCGGCAGAAGUUGCUCUGACAAGUGAUGCAGAUCCAGAGGUGACGGCUGAGAUCUACAAAUUGCACGGGGACGCGCUUUUCGAGAAGCGAGCCUAUGACCAAGCGCUACAGAUCUAUGCGAAGACGGUAGAUCUCGGCUUGCCGCUGGAGCCCUCCUAUGUGGUGGAGAAGUAUUUGGAUGCGCAGAGGAGGGAUGUCAGUGUCUGGGGACCACACAAAGAGAGGGUUCCAAUAUUUGGCUCAUGGCACUCGAUUUUUGAGUUGGACCGGACCCGAGAGUUACUUCCUUGA